AUGCCUUGUGUUAGAGACUUCAAGGUUCUCCGUGUCCUAAACCUUCAACUAUCUGGUCAUUGUGGCGCCCAUGACCCCAUAGACCUCACUGGCAUUUCAGAGCUGUUUCAGUUAAGAUAUUUGAAGAUCACAAGUGAUAUCUGCAUAAAACUACCAAACAGUAUACGAGGGCUGCAAUGUUUGAAAACGCUCGAUCUUAUGGAUGCAACAAGAGUCACUGCUGUUCCAUGGGAUAUUAUACAUCUCCCACACUUGUUGCACCUGACUCUUCCGGUUGACACAAAUCUGCUGGAUUGGAUAGGCAGCAUGACUGACUCAGUCAUCAGUCUGUGGAGCCUUGGCAAGCUGAACUACCUGCAGGAUCUUCAUCUUAACAUGUCGUGUAUUCCUUCACUUCUGGGCGUGGAAGCUCUGGCUCAUUUGAUCGGAGGGCAUGGUAACCUGAAAACUAUAGUAAUGUCUCAUGGCUCAUCGGUGAUUCCUGGCGCCUCAAAAGCAAUAAUUUCCUGGGAUGACUUGGAACCUCUCCCCCUUCUCCAGAGAUUUGAAUGCUCGCCGCACAGCUGCAUCACAUUUUCCCGAAUUCCUAAGUGGAUUAAAGAACUUAGCCACCUGUGCAUUCUGAAGAUUGCAGUGGUGGAACUGCAGAUUAGUUGGGUUGAUAUUCUGAGAGGAUUGCCUGCCCUCACUGCUCUGUCUCUGUAUGUGCGGCGUGCGCCCAUUGAAAGGAUCAUCUUCAACAAGGCAGACGGGUUCUCAGUUCUCAAGUACUUCAAGUUGACUUGCACGAGUGGUAUAGCGUGUCUAAAAUUUGAGGCGCAAGCAAUGCCUAAUCUCUGGAAGCUCAAGCUAGGUUUCAAUGCCACCCCCCGAAUGGACCAACAUCAACUUAUCCGCAUCGAGCAUAUGCCAAACCUUAAAGGGAUAUCCGUAAAAUUUGGGGGUGUAGCUGCUCAUAUAGAGUAUGCGAGGUCUGUUGUAACUAGUCAUCCGAGAAAUCCUACAAUCAAUAUGCAAUUGGUGAAUUUUUGUUCAAAUUGUGAUGGAAGCACAAAACAGAACCUUCUCACCAACUGGGCUGUCAAGUCACGUGCCGCAGCCUCAGCACCAAUGGAGGAUCCUCCCAGUCACUUCACCACCCCUUCCUGCAUGAUUUCUUCAUGCGCCGUGCCGCUGCCGUGA
Triticum turgidum subsp. durum (durum wheat) is the source of this 1182-nucleotide messenger RNA. The record is from the annotation of a GenBank genome assembly. NCBI's taxonomy places the organism in Eukaryota, Viridiplantae, Streptophyta, Magnoliopsida, Poales, Poaceae.